AAAAUAAUUGUUUAAUCAAAUUUAAAUGUCUGUUAAGCACCUGGAAGUUGUCAGAUACUUACCUGAUAUGAUCAACCGUAUCAUUAAAAAUUGGAAAUAUACCAAAGAGAUGAUGAGACAACGGAACUGAUGUAAUCAAAUAUGGGACUGAACAAGAUAGAAAUAUCUGAACUUUCUAGUGAACAAUUAUCACAAAGUUUGAUAGAAUGCGUCAAAAGUAAAGAUGCAAAAAAUGCAGCAGCCUUGAUAGAAAAUGGCGCCGACUCCAAUUAUGCUGAUGAGGCUGGCUGUACACCUUUACAUUAUGCCGCACUUGGAGGUUAUGUUGACCUUGUAGUCCAAAUGAUUCAAAAAGGUGGCAACGUUAGAAAAGUAGAUGUGAAUGGUGAAACAGCAAUUCAUAAAGCGGCACGGAAAGGAAACAUUGAAGUUAUAGUGGCAAUAGUAGCGCACGGAGGAGAUAUAAACAUAUUGAAUAUGCACGGUCAGAGUGGCCUUGAGCUUGCAGUUAUCAGAAAGGAUGCAAGUGCAGUUCGAUUGUUUUGCAAAUUAGGAGCAGAAGCUGCUCUCCAGGAUUGGGUUUGGACAAUGGGUGAUACGAAUUUGCUUGCUAAAAAAGACAAAUGGAUUUUAGAUCUACUCAUUGUACAGAGCAGUAGGUACCCAGGAUAUAAGUAUGGUGCGAUAUCUUUUAAAGUAUUACACGUUCAACCAGGAACAGACGAUAUCAAAAUGGAAUCUCUUGGAAUAUCGAUACAGCCGUAUGGUAUUUUAAACAGUUUUUACUUAUAUUGUUGUAAAAUGCACCAAGAAUAUUCAAAUGCCCGUGAUCGUUUGCAACAACAAGAAAGUUUGUUUAGUGAUGUUGUGGAACUGGUUGUCUGGGGUAACAAGCCUAAUUCUCUAAAAUUACAGAUCACAGUACCUGGUGUGCCAAGUUGCAGUGAACGACUGUCGUUGUUUCCUAUUGACGGUUCAGUAAAUGGAACUAUUGAUGGAUUCGAAAAAAUUGAAACUGAUGACUCAGACGUCUCAAAUUACACAAAUGUAACGCUUACAAUUACCUUUGGGAAAAAAGACUCCGUUAUGUUUGCCAUAAUUACAACAGAAGUACCAGAAACGUUCACUGUAACAGAGGAAGCUGUCUGUAUACAACCUGUUAUGGAACCAGAUGCCAAGAUAGAUAUACCUCAAGGAACAUUUGAAGGUCUUGGUCAAUUACAAGUUAAUGUUUCAGAAACCAAAGAUUUGAUGAUGAACGAAAAAGGUAUAGACGAACCGCUACUGAUCACCAAUGUAUUGGAUUUAACAAUGUCAGAUGGUAAACAGCCCAAGAAAACGGUUAAAAUGCAAAUGCCGGUACAUACCCAGACAGAUACAGAUGUUAUCAUACUUGGCUGUCACAAGGAAUAUCCAGAAGAGGAUGAUGACUGGGAAAUCAUAGAAACAGAUAAUCUAAAGAAAUUUGUGGCAUUCGACGUGAAACAUUUUUCUUUCUAUGUUGCUGGCUCGAGAACAUUUUCUGAGAAAGCGGCCAAAUUAGCCACUCAAGCAAUUAAGAGGGAGCGAAGGAUUGAAUUGUUUGCAAUGGUUAAGUUUGAAACAGAUAGAGUGUUCACCCUGAUUAUUGAAUGCAUUCAGAAGACAUUGGGCAAGAAACGACGUAAACAAUGGAAAGAAAAAGGAUUCGAAACUCAGUCCGUGGAAUACUUUGAUUGUAUUGUGCAAGUGUACCAACAGUUUAAGAUAACGUUCUCAGGGGAUCUGCUAAUACAAGAAGGAACCGAAGGAACAGAAAGUGACAAAAUCAUUAUAUUCAAUCCAAACAAAAAGAAAAAUCAUAGGACAUUCAACUUAGUUGAUUCACACAAGCUGGCUAGCGGUGAAGUAAUAGUUGAUUCACACAAGCUGCCUAGCGGUGAAGAAAUAGUUGAUUCACACAAGCUUCCUAGCGGUGAAGUAAUAAUUGACAAAAUUAUUGAAGUGGAGUCAAAGUCACACGAGAAAGAAGACUUGAAUAAAGUUCCUGAGGUUAUGACAAAACCUGGUCUGUUUGGUAGUUGUUGUCCAAAAUCGAUGUACAUUGCAACUGGAAAUGAAGACAAAGAACAAAAACCGCAGACUGAAUAUCUAACAACGUUACCAAUUGCUGUCAAAAUUACUGAAGUAGAAAUUCCAGAAGAAUUGUUUAGAGAGACCAAACUUGAUCCAAAUGAUCCUGAAUGUCCUAUAAGAUGUACAGUCCUUCGAUAUGCAUCACUCAAAAGACUUGGGGACAGUUUAACUGAUGAAGAAUGCCACAGAUUAGGUAUCAACUUAAACAUGUCAGUGAACGUACUGAACGAACUAAUGAAGGAAACCAACUUUAAAGAAAACAUGUUUCAGAAGUGGCGACCAAAACGACCUUACGAAAGCCUGGUAGAAAGUUUAAGGAAAGCUUUGGAAAGAAUUGAUAGACAAGACAUUGGAAAUAUGGUACAAGAGGCGUUUGAAAACGAAUCAGAGUUCAGAUUCCAAAGUGUUUGAGCAUAAUGUAAAAAAAAUAUUUUAUAACUGUU
This is a messenger RNA of Mytilus californianus (California mussel), 2558 nucleotides long. RefSeq lists its product as uncharacterized. Gene Ontology annotation, biological process: signal transduction. The record is from RefSeq and is a predicted model, not a curated record. NCBI's taxonomy places the organism in Eukaryota, Metazoa, Mollusca, Bivalvia, Mytilida, Mytilidae. The transcript is spliced from 13 exons. Gene Ontology annotation, molecular function: protein binding. The coding region runs from base 142 to 2526 and encodes 794 amino acids.